AACACCGGUUUGAAAUUAGCGCGAGGGUGGGGGCUUUCCACGAGGCUCACCUGAGCACAAGCAGUUUUGCAGGCAUGAGAAAUCACAGUGAGAGCAACGCUUUUUCACCAUAUGUUAAUGUGAAGAGUGAACAGUAAAUGGUUAAUCUUACUGCGAUCUGGUUCUUAUUAACUGUGGUUUAUCCGGACGUUAAAUUCGGCGUUUCGUUACACCCGAAGGAGAACGUGACAGUGAAAAAGCGGCAUUAUCAGGUGUUUCAAGUGCUGCAAUGUCAGCUCGAUCCGGGAUCAAGUCGAUGGCGCCCAGCGACAAGGGCAGUAGAACGACAUCAAGUAAGUCCGCACAGGCAAGAGCCAAGGCAGAAGCCGCCAAGGUGCGACUGCAUUACGCCAGACAAGAAGCAGUUUUGAAAAUGAAACUGGCCACCAGAGAAGCCGAAAUCCAGAAAGAAGAGGCUGCCAGAGAAGCCGAAAUCCAGAAAGAAAGGGCCGCCCGAGAAGCCGAAAUCCAGUUGGAAAUGGCAAAAAUAUCGACAGAGUUGCAAGUGCUGCAGCUAGAAAGAGAAGAAGCUGCUGCCAUGGCGGAAGCAAAGUACAUAGAAGAAGCUGAAGGGUCGCGUGAUCUGACCGCAGCAAGAUCUACUUUAGAAAGGACCAGACUGGAACGCACAAGCGACUAUGUACAAUCUCAAAUAGACAGGCAGGCUCGUCUCCCCUCUCCAUACGUAUUCGAUAACUUCCCCAGCUACGAGGAACCUCAGAGAGUCACGAUUGCAUCACAUCCAUACGAGGAAGGAAAUUUACCCUCACGGCUCCGUGAUGAAGUCAAGAAUGAAAGAACCGACAACGCUCCUUCACCCCCACAACAGGACGGCGGGGAGGGAGAGGUUCACUCCAGGACAACAAUUGUCAGCUCGAACUGUACAGAAGUUUGCGGUCAAACUCAGUCAAGCCGUUCUUGUUCCGAGAUCUGCCUCACUGAGGUGUACCCUAAAGAAGCACAACAAGACAUUACCAAGCGUAAAGUAACCGACGAGACGCUAGGUCAGUCAGUUUUCGUUCAAACCGAGGACGGAAACAAACUUGCACAAUCAGCUCAAGAUACCAUUUCUUUAAAACCCAAAGACACCAAGGUCUUCAGAGAUGAAGCAAAUAAUGGGGUUGCCCCAUUGCCAAUCAGAGAACCACGCCAGCGCUCACCAGAUAACAAAGAGCAGGCAGUCAAACGGUUCACGUCCUUACGGAAAACCUGGAAAAGGAAACCUGAGAUACAGCAACGCACCCGAUUGGCCCACGAGGUACUGUGCACCCUAAUGGCAGAGGUCACAGCCAUUAUAAACGCACAAUCAUUCCUACCUGUGUCUUCUGACCCAGAAAACCCCUUUAUACUUUCGCCAUCAACGCUCCUUACGCAGAAGGCAGGAGCACCUCCUCCACCAGGAGACUUCUCAGACAAGGAUUUGUACACAAAGCAAUGGAGACAAGUCCAGGCUCUGGCAAAUCAGUUCUGGCCUCGCUGGAGACAAAAAUAUCUACCUUCGUUGCAACAGAGACGAAAGUGGACAGAACCCCGCAGGAAUCUUCAAGUCGGAGACCUAGUCCUGCUCAGGGACAAGCAGAUCACCCGCAACAGCUGGCCAAUGGCCAGAAUCACUGCUACAUUCCCUAGCGAGGAUGGACAUGUCAGGAAGAUCGAAUUGAAGACUACCGACCAAGGCGAUGUGAAAAUUUACCAAGGGCCAGUUACAGAAGUUAUUCUACUUCUACCCAAUGACUGAUUAAGAGACUAAGUUUUGUACUCUGCUCAUUGUGACCUUACGAAGGUCAAGCGGGGAGUGUGCUGUCUUUACGACAGUUAUUUAGUUUAUAAUAUUUUCGCUUAGUAAUUCAUUCAAUAGUAUUUUCUAGUUAGAAUUAGAAGUGUUUAAAGUGUAUUCAUUGCAUGUAAAAUAUAUCGGCAUGCGAUGACGUCACAUCCGGUUUCGCCGCGUCUUGUGGGAAAACACCGGUUUGAAAUUAGCGCGAGGGUGGGGGCUUUCCACGAGGCUCACCUGAGCACAAGCAGUUUUGCAGGCAUGAGAAAUCACAGUGAGAGCAACGCUGUAAGUUAAUAGAUAAUCGAUAUAUUGAACUAAGAUGUUAAUGCUGAUCCUGUUAGAGGUAACGUCGGUAGAUAAUGUUUAUGCUUUCGUUAGUUAAAGAGUCGCGGAUAGUUUGCAUGGAAGUGUAUUUAAA
This is a messenger RNA of Hypanus sabinus (Atlantic stingray), 2234 nucleotides long. RefSeq lists its product as uncharacterized. The transcript has 2 exons. The record is from RefSeq and is a predicted model, not a curated record. Lineage: Eukaryota; Metazoa; Chordata; Chondrichthyes; Myliobatiformes; Dasyatidae. The coding region runs from base 269 to 1777 and encodes 502 amino acids.